Messenger RNA from Ilex paraguariensis (yerba mate), 237 nucleotides. The record is from the annotation of a GenBank genome assembly. NCBI's taxonomy places the organism in Eukaryota, Viridiplantae, Streptophyta, Magnoliopsida, Aquifoliales, Aquifoliaceae.
AUGGGUUUUAAAUCACCACUUUUGGUGUGUUGUGGUUCUAGGGGAGGCAAAUACAAUUUUAACGGCUCCAAGCCAUGUGGAUUAUCUCCUUUGUGCUCAGACCCGUCGGUGAAAGUAUUUUGGGAUGGAGGACACUACACCAAAGCAGCUAACAAACUUGUUUUUGAUAUGCUCAACAUUGGAGAAUUUUCUGAUCCACUUGUUCCCACGAGAUUUGCAUGUCAACUAAACGCAUAA